Molecule: messenger RNA, 495 nt
Organism: Rotaria sp. Silwood2
Lineage: Eukaryota; Metazoa; Rotifera; Eurotatoria; Philodinida; Philodinidae
Source: the annotation of a GenBank genome assembly
AUGGUUCGUCUAUUUUCUAUUGUUAUUGUCUUUCUAACAUUCAUCUAUGCAAUUGAAUGCGCUGCUUUAAGAAGUUCUCAACCAUGCCCGCCUGUUAAGUGUUCAGGUAAACCGAAACAAUGUGCAUAUGGUUAUCAAAAAAACAAAGACGGUUGUGAAAUUUGUAAAUGUAAUGACCCAUGUAAUCCACCUGGAAAAGCAAAACUUUGUGGACCCAAACAACGAUGUUUUGUUGAUAAGAAACCUGAUGGAACAUUUCAAGCUCGUUGUGACACAUCAUCACCGAAAAAUCCUAAAGAAAAUAAACCGAAAGAUAAAGCUUCAAAACCUGAGUGCAAUUUACCGAAAUUAACUGGUCCAUGUCGAGCAUCUUUCCCACGUUUUUAUUAUAAUGCAGCUACUCAAAGCUGUGAAUCAUUCACUUAUGGAGGAUGUCGAGGCAAUAAAAAUAACUUUAACACAAAAGCUGAAUGUGAAAAAGCUUGCCUAGCCUAA